This is a messenger RNA of Neocloeon triangulifer, 476 nucleotides long. RefSeq lists its product as uncharacterized. NCBI's taxonomy places the organism in Eukaryota, Metazoa, Arthropoda, Insecta, Ephemeroptera, Baetidae. Bases 4 to 456 code for a protein of 150 amino acids. The transcript has 2 exons. The record is from RefSeq and is a predicted model, not a curated record.
GUUAUGAACAAACUGAUUCUACUUGGUUUUGUGCUGGUCACCCUGUUGGCUGUCGGCACUGAAGGGAGACCAGGUGUAGCCGAGCAGCGGAAAAAUGAGCUUGACGAUUCUGGUAAGCGUUAUAUGCCUACUGAGCAGCGAAAGAUUCUGGGACUGGCUCAAGACAAAGUGAAGGCAUAUUAUGGCAAGAAAUAUGGCAGGGCUCGAAAGCAACAAAAUAAGAACCCUUCCAAAGUGACCGCGCCUCCUAAAAAUCCUAACCAGAAACCAGAAAAGAAACCAGACAAGAAGCCAGCCAAUCAAUCAAUAAAAUUACCAACAGGAGGAAACCCAUUUAAAAUCCCAAAUAGAAAACCAACAACAGAAAAACCUAAUACUGAUAAGAACAAACAGCCCGAAAAUACAACUCAAAUAGAAAUCGAUGGAACAGAAAAUCCUGCUGAAGCCGAAGAUUAAAGAAUAGUAGAAACCAUUAA